AUGUCUCUGGCAGUUCAUUCUCUUAAAUCAAGAACUGAAGAUCAUCUUCAUGCUGUAUUAUCUCAUAGAUCGGAAAUCAGAUCGAUAGAUCCAUUACAUGCUGCUAAUGAUGAUGAACUUUUAGCUCAAAUCGGGUAUAAACAAGAAUUAAAUAGACAUUACUCCACUCUACAAGUGUUUGGUAUUGCCUAUAGUAUUAUGGGUCUUUUACCGUCUAUUGUAUCAACAGCUUAUACAGGUUUAGAAGCUGGUCCAGUUGGUUUUGUGUGGGGUUGGUUUGUUUCAGGGUUAUUUAUUUUAUGUACUGGUACAUCAAUGACUCUUCUAGGUUCUUCCAUGCCUACUUCGGGUGGGUUAUAUUAUUAUACUAAUUAUUAUGCUCCUGAUGCUAUUAGAGUUCCAUUAAGUUUUAUGAUUGCUUGUGCUAAUUCUCUUGGUUUAAUUGGUGGUAUUUGUUCUAUUUGUUACGGUUUUGCAGUGGAAAUUUUAUCUUGUGUCUAUAUUAAUUCAGAUGGAACUUUUGAAAUUACAAAUGCAAAAUGUUAUGGUAUAUUUGCUGCUUGUGUUAUUUCAAAUGUUAUUAUUUGUUGUUUAACCACUAAACAUACUGCAACUUUACAAACUGUUUCGAUCGUGGUUAACACUUUUCUUUGUGUUUUAUACAUAAUUGCUGUCCCAGUAGGUGUCAGUAAAAACUUUUCAUUCAAUGAUGCUCUGUAUAUCUUUGGUAGUUUGGAAAAUACUAGAAGUUGGCCUUCAGGUUGGUCGUUCAUGCUUUCUUGGAUGCCACUUAUUUGGACCAUUGGUUCAUUUGAUUCAGUUAUUCAUUGUUCAGAAGAAGCUAAGAAUGCUCAAAGAGCUAUUCCUUUUGGUAUAUUAGGUUCCAUCACCGUUUGUUGGAUUCUUGGUUGGGUUAUUGUUAUUGUUACUGUCGCUUGCAUUAAAGAUGGUGAUACUGCUGCUAUUUUAGAUUCAGCUACUGGAUCUCCUAUGGCUCAAGUUAUUUAUGAUGCUCUUGGCAAACAAUGGGCCGUGGCAUUCAUGGCCUUAAUCGCUAUUGGACAAUAUUUAAUGGCAUGUUCUAUCAUGAUUGCUGCUUCCAGACAAAUCUGGGCUUUUGCUAGAGAUGAAGGUUUACCAUUUGUGUAUAACUUUGUUAAAUAUGUUGAUCCAAAAAUUAAAGUUCCAAUCAGAGCCACUAUGUUUGCUGGAUGUAUUGCUUUAUUAUUAGGUUUAUUAGUAUUGAUUAAUGGUUCUGCUGGUUCAGGUGCUUUAUUCUCCUUAGCAGUGGCUUCAAAUGCCUUGGCUUGGGGUAUGCCUGUUUUAUUGGUUAUUUUACCAUAUGGUAGAAAAAGAUUCAUUCCUGGUCCUUUCUAUCUUGGUAAAGUAGGUUCAUUCUUAGUUAAUUUCACUACUGUAUUAUGGAUCACUUUUGAAAUCAUAUAUUUAAUGUUCCCAGAUCAAAGAUUUGUUGAUAGAAAUUCCAUGAAUUAUACUUGUGUCAUUAACGUUAGUAUUUGGGGAUUGUCAUUGGUUUAUUAUUUCAUUUGGGGUUAUAAAACUUAUUCUGGUCCUAAGCCAAAUAUUGAAGAGUUUGAUACAAUUGAUGCUGAAGUUGAAACUCAAAAUGUUGAUGAACUCUUAUCUAAUGAAAAAGGAUAUUAA
Molecule: messenger RNA, 1665 nt
Organism: Scheffersomyces coipomensis
Lineage: Eukaryota; Fungi; Ascomycota; Pichiomycetes; Serinales; Debaryomycetaceae
Product: amino acid/polyamine transporter I
Exons: 1
Coding region: 1-1665 (554 amino acids)
Biological process (GO): transmembrane transport
Cellular component (GO): membrane
Molecular function (GO): transmembrane transporter activity
Source: RefSeq, a predicted model, not a curated record